Molecule: messenger RNA, 2127 nt
Organism: Stegostoma tigrinum
Lineage: Eukaryota; Metazoa; Chordata; Chondrichthyes; Orectolobiformes; Stegostomatidae
Gene: aatf
Product: apoptosis antagonizing transcription factor
Exons: 12
Coding region: 37-1617 (526 amino acids)
Biological process (GO): regulation of transcription by RNA polymerase II
Cellular component (GO): nucleus; nucleolus
Source: RefSeq, a predicted model, not a curated record
AAUAUGCUCCAUUCUCACUGACGGUUUGGAGGCAAGAUGGCGACGUCUAUAUCCAGGCAGUUGGAGGACCUGUUAAACCCUUUACCGACCUUUAAAGACCCGGAGGACGAGCACGAUGACGCAACUAUCGCUAAAGUCAUCGACAGAUUCGACGAAGGGGAGGAUGAGUGGUCAUUUGACAGUAAACUGCGGAAGUGUGCUUCAGUUUUGCUGUCUGAUUCAGACAAGAGGUAUGCUGGGCAGGCAACCUCUCGAAAGGCACUGCAGGAAGAAACUGGACAGAACUCCUUUCCUGGCUCCUCAGAUGAAGAGGAAGAAGACAUGGUUGAGGACUUGGAAAGCAGUGAAGAUAACGAGGAAGAGGAGACCAACAAUGAUUUGUUAUGUAAUACAAUUAAGGAUUUUAAGAAAUUCACAGAAGGAAUGGAUGAUAUUGGAGAAAGUGAUGUUAGUGAAUUGGAAGAAGUGGAGGAGGAGGAGGAGGAGGAGGAAAAAGAAGGUCAAGAUGAUGACAGCAAUCAUAAAGAUGUGGAGAAGGACGAUGUUACAGUAAUGAAGUUCUCCAAGGAAAAAGUAGCUGAAGAAGUGGAGAAGGGGCAAUCAGUAAAAAACCAAAUAGCAUUGUGGGAUCAAAUACUUGAAGGGCGAAUCCGACUACAGAAAGCUGUUGUGACGGCCAAUCAGCUUCCACAGCCAAAUUCCUUACCUACUUUCAAAAAGGAAGGUGGACCAGAAUUUUCAACUGCUUUGAAUGACUGUUGCAAAGCACUCAAAGCACUCCUGAGGUCAUUAGUUGAGCUUCAGGAUGAACUCCUUUUCCAGUACCAAGGCACACAACACUUUGUCAGUGGCAAGAAGGCAGAACCAGACAGUGAAGAGAUUCCCAGUGAUGAAGAAAUUGAGGAUGUGCAGAAGAGGAAAAGGCCACAGAAAAGGAAGUUUGAAGUGAAUGAGUACCCAGACUUCAUGGCCAAGCGGUUUGCUGACCUCAAAACAUUUCGUAAUAGUACAUUACAGAAAUGGCAUGAUAAGACAAGAUUAGCUUCGGGCAAAAUAGGCAAGGGGUUCAGCGCUUUCGAGCGUUCCAUCUUGACCCAGAUAGAGCAGAUUAUGAUGGAUAAAGAAAGGUUGAUAAGACGGACUCAGACCAAAAGAUCCUUGUAUAAAAUUCUUGGAAAAGUGGAAGAAGAUUCUCAGCAGAUUCCAGAGUGUCUACCUGGGGAGAUGGAGGUUGUGCCACAAGGAAAGUCAAAUGCACAUCUGAAAGACAUAGAUGAAGAGAUUUUUGAUGAUGACGAUUUUUACCAUCAGCUCCUCAGAGAACUAAUUGAGCGGAAGACUACUGCUAUAGAUUCAAACGAUCAGAUUGCAAUGGGCCGACAAUGGCUUGCAAUUCAGAAACUACGAAGUAGGAUUAAGAAGAAAGUAGAUACCAGAGCAAGCAAGGGCAGAAAAGUAAGAUACCAUGUUCACAGCAAAUUAGUGAGUUUCAUGGCACCUAUUGAUCAUAGUACAAUGAAUGAUGAUGCAAGGUCAGACCUAUACAAAUCUCUGUUUGGAAAAAUCAAGCAAGCUGAAGACACGCAGUGCUCAUCGCCACUGGUCUUUGGACAUUGAUUACUGCAGGAAAAACAAGUAGGCUGUUGACUGUCAACAAGACAGGACUAUAUUGAUUUUCCCAUUCAAAUUCUGUUCUGGCUGGAACGAUUUUCUCAAAAUUCUCAUCAUUCUUUCCCUUUUCCUGGAGGAAAUCCUAUUGCUAUUAUGACUAUUUAUAUUUUAUUAAUAAGUAUAAGACAACCAGCAGACUGACCUUUUUUAAUAAAAGCUCAAUUAUGAAAUAUUUUCAUACAUACAGAAAAGCUAAUGCUUUUUAAAAUCAGAACAAAACUAAUAGAAGAGCAAAAUGUACAAAAUUAACUAUUUUACUAGUCUGGUGUUACUGUGCGAAGUUUAUCUCUUGCUCUUAAAGUACCACUAGCUCAUGAUGGAAUGAUUGAAAAAUGUAUUGCUGUUAAAAGAUACUGGAAAUAAAGUUAGCUUUGUACAAGUUUCCUGAAGUGAAUUGUUUAAUCUGCUGUUUAGUGAAUGUUUUACAUGGAAUAAAGGCUUCAUUGCUCUCGUUGA